Verruconis gallopava is the source of this 809-nucleotide messenger RNA. RefSeq lists its product as uncharacterized. Lineage: Eukaryota; Fungi; Ascomycota; Dothideomycetes; Venturiales; Sympoventuriaceae. The transcript has a single exon. Gene Ontology annotation, biological process: protein histidyl modification to diphthamide. The record is from RefSeq and is a predicted model, not a curated record. Gene Ontology annotation, molecular function: metal ion binding. Bases 140 to 658 code for a protein of 172 amino acids.
CGGCACCGCUCAGAUGCCCGCGGUCUCCUAAUGUCCAGAGCGUACAAACAGCCCCGCUGCUAUCUGUCAUGAUGCGCAGUUCGAGACUCUCCCCGUCGCAGGCAGCAUUCAGCGAAGAUUACGGCGUCAGAAUAUCACCAUGAUCGACCACUACCGGACUCUGGAUCUGCCUACUCCCCGGGAAAGUCGUGCCUGCCUCACGGCAGAGGACAUCAAACAGGCCUACCGACUGGCGCUUCUCAAGCACCACCCGGACAAGCAAGGACCCGCGCAGGCGACGAAGGACAAGCCGUCCAUCGACACGAUCAAAGCCGCGUACGGCGUGCUCUCGGACGCAAAACUCCGCACCGACUACGACCGUGAGCUCCUCCUGUCGAACGAUCCGAGCGCAAAGGAAAAGUCCUUUCACACGGGCGAAGAGGUCGUGGACCUAGACGAUCUGGAAUUCGACGAGAAGCUUGGAAGCUGGUACCGAGGUUGCAGAUGUGGCGAGGACAGAGGGUACGUCGUUACGGAGCAGCAUCUCGAGAAUGAGGAGCAGAGAGGCGGAAGAGAAGUUGUGGUCGGUUGCAAAGGAUGCAGUCUUUGGAUUAUAGUUGGUUUCAGUUCAGUCGAAGAGGACGAAGUCGACGAACGUAACGGCUCUCAAAAAGCAUAGCCCGCUCGAGACGUUGUUCGCAUGGCUGGUUUGAGCAGAAACACGCAUCUAGCAGAUAGAAUGACGGGGAGGACGUUUGGGUGUAUCUUAGUAUAUGAUCAAGCUUAUCACGAACGUCAAAAGAAAUUGAAGGCGAACUUCCAAAUAAGAA